This is a messenger RNA of Hordeum vulgare subsp. vulgare (domesticated barley), 748 nucleotides long. RefSeq lists its product as uncharacterized. The record is from RefSeq and is a predicted model, not a curated record. Lineage: Eukaryota; Viridiplantae; Streptophyta; Magnoliopsida; Poales; Poaceae. Bases 92 to 469 code for a protein of 125 amino acids. The transcript is spliced from 2 exons.
AGGAUUUUCCAUCCGUUGUCCCCCCUAGGCUUCACGGGACCGGCCGGGUUCAAUCUGCUCUCGCCGGCCGGCCGCCCGGCGUGUUCCGUCGAUGGGAUACUGGUUCUUCGGCGGCCAUGGCGGCUUCUACAUACCCUCCUUUGACGGGAGCCUGCCUCGAGCCGCUGGCCCUCACCGGCCGUUGCUGUACAGUACUCCAUACGAGGAGCAGAUCCGUCGGAUGGAAGAAGGCGUCCGUCUCCGUCAACGGCCAGCGCCCAACCCCACAGCCUGGAAAUACUUCAAGAUCUUCGCUAGGUGUUUCACGGUCGCGAUGAGCAUCGCAAUGAUGGCUUGGAUAUUCGUGAGGCGAUAUUUCAGUUCGGAUCUUGAUGUGCAGGACCACUAUAUCAUGAUGGGACUUAUCGUUUUUGCUCUCGUACCAGUUGGACUCGGUUUCAUGAUAACACAAGAAGAUGCAGAGACCUAGAACAAACGUUCGUACGUACGUGAACAAGGGGAGGGGCUGUCUAAGCCCGUGCGUUUCUCCGGCUGAGAGGGGAUCGAGAGAAGGAGAAAGGAGAUAGGCUAACUAUAUAGUUACUCCAAGUUUGCAUCUCGAAUUCUACUCUCCAUUACUGGCCGAAUCAGCAUAUAUAGUUCGGUGAUUCACUGCAGUAAUAGUGGUUGAAUUGUAAAGUCUAAAGCUUAUAACAGUUCAAAGGCUGUUUAACUGACCCUUUCUCACUCAAGUGCCCACGCACAUGGA